Messenger RNA from Colletotrichum aenigma, 3117 nucleotides. It is a transcript of the gene vpr-18, whose product is annotated as Minor extracellular protease vpr. Lineage: Eukaryota; Fungi; Ascomycota; Sordariomycetes; Glomerellales; Glomerellaceae. Bases 1 to 3117 code for a protein of 1038 amino acids. The record is from RefSeq and is a predicted model, not a curated record. Gene Ontology annotation, biological process: proteolysis. Gene Ontology annotation, cellular component: membrane; cytosol; cell wall. Gene Ontology annotation, molecular function: tripeptidyl-peptidase activity; serine-type endopeptidase activity. The transcript has 12 exons.
AUGCUGCUCUCGCUGCGGCAGUGGCCGCUCCAAGCCGGUACAUCGUCCUGUUCGAAGAAGGAGCGGUCGCCAACUUUCAAAAGAGACGGCACAAUCGAUAUCAGAGGCUUUGCAACGACCGUGUCGUCGCACAUCCAGAAGAACACGAAGCCGGCCCUGACCUUCGAUUCCAGCCUGUUUCGUGGCGUCUCAGUCGACGUGCAUGAUGCGAACUCCACUUCAGUUGACCAGAUCAAGGCUAUCGAGGGCGUUUCCCAGGUCUGGCCCGCGGGACUGUUCACCAUUCCGCCCACUUCAGAGGCUGUGAUCUCCAAUUCCGACCGGCCCACAUGGUCGCCGCACAACACCACCAGGGUGAACGAAGUCCACCAGAAGGGGCAGAAAGGUGACGGCGUCAUCGUCGCCAUGAUUGACAGUGGUGUUGACUACAACCAUCCUGCCCUCGGCGCAGGAUUCGGCCCCGGUUUCAAGGUUGAAGGCGGUUAUGAUCUGGCAGGCGACGAUUACAGUCCCGGGGGACCGACCAACCCGGACUCGGAUCCGAUGGACUGUGCGGGCCAUGGUACUCAUGUUGCUGGCAUCAUCGCAAGCCAGAACGAGUACAACCCGGGUGUGGCGCCGAACGCGGGGCUUCGCAUGUACAAGGUUUUCGGUUGCGAAGAUGGCACCACCGAAGACGUUGUCAUUGCUGGCUUCUUGAGAGCCUUUGAAGAAGGAGCUAAUGUGAUUACUGCCUCUCUCGGCUCGGCGCUUGGUUUUCCCUACAUUGCUGCAUCCAUUGUGGUAUCGAAGAUUCAGGCCGCAGGUGUGGUUGUCACUGCCGCCGCCGGAAACAGUGGCAGCGCUGGACCCUUCUGGACCACCAACCUGGGAAACAGCUUCGGCACCACAACGGUCGGAAGUGUUGAGCAGAGUGACCGUGUUGUGUACACAGUGAAGGCGCGAUCGGCCAACGGCACAACUCGUGACAUUGUCUACAUGGAACCUAGCGGACAUCCCUUCGAUCUCGUCGGCGAUCAUGGUGCAUUCUUCUAUCCCGAUGUCCGAACUCGUGACGUUUGCGACUUUUUGACUACCCAGCCAAGAGUUCCCAAGGGCAACGUUUUGGUGCAAAGACAGGGUGACUGUGACUGGUCAAGAAUGGAUUUGAUUACUUGGGGUCGGGUCGAGUGGGUUUUCUACUACGGCAAGCAGGGCGAGGGACUACCAGUUCCGAAUCGCUUUAUCCAAGAUGCUGGAGCUCAAGCCAAAGGAUUGGCCGGAAUUACCUACGAGGACGGGCAAUGGCUGCUGCAACACUCCGAUAACAACAUCACUGUCACGUUCGAGUUUGAAGAGAACCCUAGACCAGUCUCUCAUCGUUGGACCGACGCCAAUGGAGUCAGAAUAAGUGCGUUCAGCUCCUGGGGUCCAACAUUGGAUUGCAGAAUGAAGCCAGAGAUCGCCGCGCCCGGCGCAACCAUCCUCUCCACAUAUCCGCUCAAGCUUGGGAAGUGGGCAACACUUUCGGGAACUAGCAUGGCAACUCCUUAUAUUGCCGGCGUUGCCGCUCUUGUCCUAGGGUCCAAGGGAGGCCGCCCUGGCUGGGGUCCUGACGCCGCACGAUUGGUGCACGAAAGGCUCAUCGCCAGCGGUCAGCCCGUCUCCACGAGAAACGAUAACUCUGCUUACACUCCCGUGGCCAAAAUUGGGGCUGGUAUUGUUGAUGCCGUCAGGGCGGUGGAGUACGAUACGUUCGUUUCGCCUGCCAACCUCAACCUGAACGACACCGUGCACUUCAACGGCGUGCACACAAUCAAGCUCACGAAUAGAGGCCAAGAGGUGGUUACGUACAAUGCUACCCACCAGAAUCUGAAUGGCUUCCAAGCGAUUUCGAUCAGCACCAAAUACGUGGACACAAACCCCGACAUCGCCGGUUACUUCGCGUCGGUGACCUUGUCAACCGAAAGCGUCACAGUCGGACCAGGUGAGACGGUUGAGAUAACGGCGUCAUUCACGGAACCGGACAACGGCGUCUACGGGCUCAUGUCCGUGUACGGUGGAAACAUUCAUUUCUGGGGCUCCAACGGAGAAGACGUCCGGGUAACCUAUAUGGGCGUCAAGGGUUCUCUUUACUCGCAGAACUCGUGGCUCUACACGCCAUCAUUUAUCCAGAACAAGAACUCGGACAGUCUUAUUGGUUUCCCUGACGGAGAAGAUGAGGAGCAGAGUUUCGAUUAUGUGGCCAAGGACUGGACGCCUGAGGACUGGGUUCACCCUCCUAUUCCAGGCAAGAACAAGUGGUUUGGAUCCAUGACCAGUUCCGAACGUGUUUUCCCAGCUCUGUUCCAACCUCGAAUUCCCACCGGGAGGAUGUUUGCUUAUGGCUCCAUGAACAUCAGCCAGGGCACUACUCUGGUACCCGGUGAAUACCGCAUCCUGGCCAGGAGUUUGCGGAUAUAUGGUGAUCGCUCCAACUUGGAUGAUUGGCAGACAGCGUUGUCCAAUUGGUUCACCCUCAAGGCGCUGCCCCCAUCAAACUCCACCACCACCACCACAUCUCAGACGGCUACUUCUACUUCAACCACUGCACCCACCUCCGCUGCGCCACUCCCACCUAUCGCUGUCUGCGGCGAGUCCGUUCCCAUCAACCUCACGGCUCGCAUUACUACAGAGACCAGCAGAUUUGGUCUCAUGUUGAGCUCCGACUUCUUGGUCUACGACCGCCGCGGCGACGGUACGCAUUUCGAGUGGGCCCUGACCAACGAAGGUUACCUCAAGACUCGCGACAUUUCGCGCAGUACACCAGUGGACAUCUACGCAGCUGUGCAUUCCAACAAUAACAGCUUAAUCUACAUGUACACGCCUGGCCAGAUAUCGGGAGCGUUCUCGUAUCUUACUUGCGCGCGACAGGGAACCGAACUGCUGUGCACAGCCAACGCGAAGUCUUCUUUCUACGACUGCCAAGAUCCCGAAGACAACGAGGCUUACGUUCACAUCCGCAGCGGCCCGGAAGUUCGGAGCGGCUGUCGGCAGGUAACUUUCAACUUCGAGGAUCUUCCGCAGGCGUGCGACACGCCAACUGCUAGUUCUCCUGCGACGGUCAGCGCAGCUCCGACGGUGAGCCUCAUGGUUUGA